This is a messenger RNA of Poecilia reticulata (guppy), 4737 nucleotides long. RefSeq names its product galanin receptor 2a. The record is from RefSeq and is a predicted model, not a curated record. Gene Ontology annotation, cellular component: plasma membrane. Gene Ontology annotation, biological process: G protein-coupled receptor signaling pathway. Gene Ontology annotation, molecular function: G protein-coupled receptor activity. Lineage: Eukaryota; Metazoa; Chordata; Actinopteri; Cyprinodontiformes; Poeciliidae.
GAGGAAGCGUCAUGCCUCAACCCCUCUGUUUCCUYCUCCGAGACUCUGAAUGAGUCUGAUGGAACAUCCUGGAAGUCCCAUUAAAGAGUCGCUGUGAUGUUAGUAAACUAAAACGCUACUCAUGAGUAUUGGCAGCUCUGCACAAUGAGCUCAUCGCAUCUCUUCACUGAAGAAUGAUGAAGAAUGAUUCACUUUUUCACUCGCAACUAUAGGAAUAAAACAGAAGCUUCGCUUCAGUUCAAUUUAUUCAAAUUAAAGGUGUGCGUUAAAUGAAUCCUAUCAGUUAACCUCCAGCACAUCAUUCACAUUCAGGCCAAAAUCAAAUGGCAAGUAAMAUAUUUUGUSUUGUUGUGUAAUUUUAUUCCCUGAGCGUUUCAGUUUAUGUCACUGAAAGUGUUUUAGAUCACUGAUUAAAAUUAAUGAUUAGUCUACAUUCUUCACUUAAGUGUUUCUGCUYUAACAUCAAACAUUCACUGAGCUCCAUUAACUUCCCUGACAUGAAAACCCUACGGGCAACUUUAAAACUAACCUGCAAAUCUCAUUUUAAUUAACUAUGUAAACACGUUUAUUUAUAAUUCAAGAGGUAGAAGAAAUAAAAAGUGUUUUUUUUAGUCUGUGACAGUGGGUUCAAAAGGUUGAGUUAGCUUCAGUAAAAGUGUUGUUUUUGUGAUAUUACCCAUUUUUAGAUGACUUUUAGCAAUCAGGUAAACCUUCCAAAAAAACUCUGGCCCUAUAUGUGASAAAGUAAUUACCRUUUGAAGGAACAGAAAAACCGUCAGRCAUUUGCAAUGAGUUUUUUAACAUCGAUGUGGAAGAAUUUUGGCCAACUUUUCUGAGCAGAUUUAGUUUACUUCUGUUACAUUGGAGAGUUUUCAAGCAUGAAUAGCCUGCUUCAGGUCAUGCCRCAGCACAAGGACACUCCAAGACGUUUUUUUUUAAGCCAUUCAGAGGGUGACUUACUGAUCUUUGAUCAUUUGAAACGUUUCAAUUUGAUAAAAAGGGAAAUUUAGAACAUUUAGAAUUUAGAACAAAUGUCUUUUCAAAGUUCUUUACGACUGGGCCCUUCUGCAAGGUUUUAGACUCAUAAAUGUCCAAAGGGGGCAUCAAGGAGACAUCAUGCAAACUUCUUUCAAACACCUUAAAUUUGUAUGCAUUUAAUUUUCAAAUUGCACUGKAAGUGAAAUUUGGGUCUGUGCCCUUUUUUAUUUUUUGUUUCUUUUUGCUCUCAACCCUAAAAAUAAUGACAACUCCAAAUUUUACAAGACUUCAUUUCUUUUUUAAAUUCUUUGAACUUGAAUACUUGUGAUAAUCAGUCAUGAAGGGAAAGUGAAAGUUUAAAAAAUACCACAUUUUUAAGAGUAAAUUUACAACUGUGUCAUUAAAGACAUAUUUCUUGAUUUUCAUCUAUUCUUUUUUUGUCAUUUAUCACGGGUCACAUUAUUUUUUUCUCCAUUAUAUUUUUUCGCUUAUUAUUUCAUUAUUUCUUCUAAAUAAUKUUGUCUGCAACUUAUUGUCAAUACUUCCAAAUAGCUGUAAACGUAUUCGUGCCUCACGAAGUUUGGAACUAUUAAUUUCCCUAAUAUUUGUGCAGAGACGCAAUCUGUCCACAAGAGGGCAGCCUUACCUCAUUGAUUAAUUCAGGCUGGAGCCGCAGAUUUCUCAUGGUUUUCUUCAAAGCAAAACCUGCUCAUUGUAGACAACUUCUUUGAGUAAAGUGACUAAUUAACAUUAAUUUUAGUUGGUAUAUUAUUAUGUCUGUCUUCUCAAUAUUAUUUUAGACAAAUUUGUACUUUCUAAGCACUUUUUUUAAAUAUAUAAAACUAAUWUCCUGUUUGUUUGAGCAGUGUCUGACUGAACCUGACUUUUUCAUUCGCCCCAACUGUUCAGACAUCUUCAGUUUUCGAACAUCUGAAGAUGGGAGCCUCUCUCUCUGCGGCAUACGGCUUAUCAAAGCUAAAUCCACUCGGGUCUGUGGUCUGGGUGCAGUGCGUAAUGAGCUGUGCGCCUCCAGGAGCCGCGCAUCGACGCUGCCGUGCGCAAAUCAAACCAACUGAACCAAAAUAGUGAGAGAAACAUGAAUCUGUCCUCCACGAACUCCUCUGCGUGGAAAGCGGAGUCCGUGCUGAUUUCCGUGGGAUUUUCUCUCAUCUUUCUGCUCGGCAUCGCGGGGAACUCUCUGGUCCUUGCAGUUCUUUGCCGCAACGGACAGAUGAGCACCAAGACCACCAACAUGUUCAUCUUCAGUCUCGGGGUGGCCGACCUCUGCUUCAUUGUUUUCUGCGUGCCGUUCCAAGCGACCAUCUACACCCUGGAUCAGUGGGUCUUCGGUCCGGUGGUUUGCAGAGCCGUGCACUUCAUCAUCUUCCUGACCAUGYACGCCAGCAUCUUCACACUGACCGCCGUUUCCCUGGACAGGUAUUUAGCCAUAUGUUACCCACUUCGCUCCCGGCAGAUGAGGACUCCAAAGAACGCCCUCAUCUCCAUCUGCCUGGUUUGGUCUUUGGCUUUGGUUUUCUCCACACCAUACCUUAGCUACUUCUCUCAGAUGGACCUUGAUGGCACCUUGCUAUGUAUUCCUGCCUGGGAGCCCAGACCUCGCUUCAUAAUGGACCUGUGGACCUUCAUCUUUGGAUACCUCAUCCCCGUCCUGGUGCUCAGCCUCACAUACGCUCGCACCAUCCGCUACCUGUGGACCAGCGUAGAUCCUGUCAAGGACAAGUCAGAGUCAAGGCGUUCCAAGCGGAAAGUCACCAAAAUGAUCCUGAUUGUGGCUGCUCUGUUCUGUCUCUGCUGGCUCCCUCAUCACCUCAUCGUCCUCUGCAUGUGGUUCGGACAAUUCCCGCUCAACCACACAACGUACGCCCUGCGCAUCCUCUCCCAUUUGGUAGCCUACGCCAACUCUUGCCUCAAUCCCAUCGUCUACGCGCUCGUCUCCAAGCACUUCCGCAAGGGUUUCCAGAAGGUUUUCAGCUGCUCGAGGAAGAGGAGGGAGGAGAACAGGGUGCACGUCAUCCAGGCAGUGAACACAGUCAGCAACAUCGAGACGAGACCYUCAGAGGAAGAAGCAGCUUCCACUGCAACCUGACAGAAGAGAAAYUCUGAGAAACAUCUCUUAAAAAAUGACAAAUUCUGUAAAUAUUACUGAUGUUGCUGCUAUUAAUAAUUAAUAAUUGGUUAAAAAAAAAGUGAAAAAGCAACUUUGAAGGAAGAUGCGGACAGUUUUUAUUUAUUACUGUUGUUGAAAUUAUUCUCUGUGUUGGCGUAGCCUUAGGUGUUGAUCCAUCAUAGAAGAUGGUUAAUGAAUUUACUGACUGCCUGGGAUUUAUUGUCCUGAGUGCUGUUCAGAGUUUGAGUUCAACAUUGAAACAAAAACAGAUCACAGGAACAUAGAGUCAAUUUGGUGCCAUUAUCUUUCAGAGUUUCAAAAUCUGAACAAAAGACUAAAACGUCGUUCCUACCCAAAUGUAAUUUUAUCCAUUUGACAUGUACCAGCCUCACGCAGGUGUAGAUUCUCAGUCACACAGGGCAUGACAGUCCUAAGUACGUAAGAAAGUAAUUGGACUUCUUUCUCGCCUCUGUUUAAUCUCUCAUCCUUGUUCAGAACUGAUGAAGUCUUUAGUUUCUGUUGUGAUUUUUUUUUUUCUUUUGGUUCUACACACACUGGCUGUGUCUAUUUUCUAAACAGCAUGGCGGAAAAUUACCAUGCUGAUAUUCUUGUGCAUAAAUCUUUGAAAAGACAAAUGUGGCACAUUCAGGUACCUGGGGACUUGUACCUAAAGACAGUCCAGUCUUUUAGUGUGUGUAAAAUAUCUGGUUUCAACUUAUAUAUAACAGGGUCCAUAAGAUGUAGAGGAUUUGUGAAUGAGAUGCCCAUAUGUUUCCAUGUAUUGCUCCAACCUUGCRAAAUGUUAGGGACACUACUGGUAAAAGAGGCUGCGCAAAGUAUUAACAACAGAUGUGUUGACAAAAUUAAAUGUUUGAUUUUUCAAAACUUUUCAGUAAAAAAUUAAAGUCUUUUUACACAUAUUUAAAAAUAAUACAUGUUAUCAAGUUCUGAACCCRAUAACUAUGACAUACAGUUAUAAUACGGUCCCAUUUUCAGACCUCUGCGGUGCAUAACCAGGGGAGUCGCCCCCUGCUGCCCGGCGGAGUGCAGAUCUAAUACUAAUUUACUCUGACACUUUUCUGAGAGCCUAAAAUAUCUGGAACAUACUGCGGUCAAAAGAAAAAACGGUGAUUACUGUGAAACAUCUCACUGUGACUUAAAUAUAGAAAACAAAUUACAUCUCUCUAAGCAUAUUAUGCAUCAUCAAAGUGGGGGAAUAAAACUCAUAUUAGUACACACACACACACACACACACACACACACACACACACACACACACACACACACACCCACACACACACACACACACACACACACACACACACAGACAGACACUCAGUGUUUCCUUCACCUGCACUUGGGCUUUAAAUAUUUUUAAUCUAGGCAUUCACGCUGAGCCUCUCCGUGAGUCGUGUGUUCAACUGGUCAACGCUACAAACAGGAUACUCUGAUGGUUGUGAGUAACUGAUCUGUAAAAAUAAACWUGCAAUAAUUCUCUGGUUGUGGUCAAACAUCCUGACAUCCACUGCUGAUCCAUUCUUAUGAAAAUCAAAGCAGUUCUAAGCAUAAAUAUUGCCUGUAUGGACCAGCUUUCACUACUGACUGACCAAUAAACUACGUAUUGCAUUUCA